AUGACAGCAAUCAGAAGAGAUGAUCAAGAAGCCUUAUCAGAAAAGGGUGCAACACUCCAGAGGGAAGAAGAGAUCUCGCUAAAUAGCAAAGCCAAGAACAACUGCAGCGGCACUACAGGAGACAGAAUGGUCAGAAGCCAGUGGAGUGACACGGACCAGGACAGAAUAGACAGACAUCAUGAGGUCAAAAUCAAGGACUAUAGGAGACUCCUCGACUGCCAGAGAAGCUGGCUGCGGAGAGCUGUUGGGCUGGUGCUCCAGGAAGAGGCUCAAAGUACUCAAUCAGAUACCUGGCUGAAGAUCAGGGUACCAAGCAAUCCACCAAGGUCACAGGAGAAGUGGUUUCCAAAAUUACUUGACUGCAGCGACGGUGAUGAAGAGGAAAUACUAGUAUGCGGAGAAGAUUUAGAGCUUAAUCCUUUUGAUGGUUUGCCUUACUCUUCCCGUUAUUAUAAACUUAUGAAAGAACGAGAAGAACUUCCAGUAUGGAAAGAGAAAUAUACUUUUAUGGAAAGUUUGCUCCAUAAUCAAAUUGUGAUUGUGUCAGGAGAGGCUAAGACUGGCAAGAGCUCCCAGAUUCCUCAGUGGUGUGCUGAGUAUUGCCUUUCUGUCCGCUAUCAACAUGGCGUAGUCGUAUGCACCCAGGUCCACAAGCAGACAGCAGUGUGGCUGGCACUGCGUGUAGCUGAUGAAAUGGAUGUCAACAUUGGCCAUGAAGUGGGCUAUUUUGUCCCAUUUGAAAGCUGCUGUACAACAGACACUAUCCUGAGAUACUGUACAGAUGAUAUGCUACAAAGGGAAAUGAUGUCUACACCUCUUCUGAACUAUUAUGGCGUUAUCAUCUUGGAUGAUGUGCAUGAAAGAACUGUUGCAACAGAUGCAUUAAUUGGCCUUCUUAAAGAUGUCUUGAUAUCAAGACCAGAACUGAGGCUGGUAAUACUCACUGCGCCUCAUAUGUCCAGCAAACUGCAGAAUUAUUACGGCAGCAUCCCCUUCAUAAGAGUGGAAAACAAACACCAUGCAGAGGUUGUAUACUCUUGCAGCAUUCAGAAAGACCACUUUCUGUCUGCACUAAGACUGCUCUUUGAGAUACACCAUGCAAAAGAGAAGGGUGAUAUUGUGAUCUUUCUGGCAUGUGAACAAGAAAUUGAAAAAGCUUACCAAAUGAUCAGACAGGAACAGUCUAAUUUAAAUCCUGACCUUGGAGAACUCAUCCCAGUUCCUUUAUACCCCACAAGACAAGACGUAAUUCCCAAACCAAAUCAAGACAAACAGAAAUGCUGCAAAAAAUACAGAAGAAAAGUGCUACUCACCACAAGUCUUGGAGAAUCUUUGAUUUGGAUUAAAAAAGUAACCUUUGUCAUUGAUGUCGGUGUUGAAAGAAGAAAGGUGUACAAUCCUAGAAUCAGAGCAGACUCUGUUAUAACGCAGCCUAUCAGCAAAAGUCAAGCAGAGAUGCAUAAACAAAUUCUGGGCAUGUCUUCAUCAGGAAAACUCUUCUGCUUGUAUCCUGAAGAAUUUACAUACAAAGAAAUGAAAUCACAUCUACCAGCUAGAAUACAGGAAUCUAACCUAACUAGCAUGGUUCUCUUCCUGAAGAGGAUGGAUAUAGCAGGGUUCAGACACUGUGACUUCAUAAGCAGGCCAGCUCCCGAAAGCCUGAUGCAGGCUUUGGAAGAUCUCGAUUAUCUAGCAGCCCUGGAUAAUGAUGGAAACCUUUCUGAAUUUGGAAUUAUUAUGUCAGAAUUUCCCCUGGAUCCACAACUAUCAAAGUCAAUCCUGGCUUCGUGUGAAUUUGAGUGUGUUGAUGAAAUGCUAACCAUCGCGGCCAUGGUAACAGCUCCGAAUUGCUUCUUACACGCACCUCCUGGAACAGAAGAGAUCGCUCUUACUUGCUGGCGAAAAUUCUCACACCCUGCAGGAGAUCACUUCACCCUUAUCAAUGUCUUCAAUGCCUUCAAGGAAGCCAGCGCCAACUCCGCAAACCAAUACUACAGUAAUGAGAAAUGGUGUCGUGAUUAUUUUCUAAGCUGUUCCGCACUGAGGAUGGCAGAAAUUAUAAGAGCCGAACUAGUAGAGAUUAUGAAGCGUAUUGAACUUCCCAUUUCAGAACCGGACUUUGGAUCAAAAGAAAAUAUACUAAGCAUUAAGAAAUCUCUCUUAUCUGGUUACUUUAUGCACAUUGCUCGUGAUGUAGAUGGCUCAGGUAACUACUUAAUGUUAACACACAGACAAGUGGCCCAGCUUCAUCCUUUCUCAUCAUAUUAUAACACCAGAAGGAUUCCUGAGUGGGUUUUAUUCCACGAGUUUAGUAUAUCAGAAGACAAUUCCAUCAGAGUCGUCUCUGAGAUAUCACCCGAUCUAUUCGUGGAGCUGGUACCUCAGUAUUAUUUUAGCAAUCUCCCUCCUAGUGAAAGUAAGGAUAUUCUGCAGGAAGUGAUCAAUCACUUGUCACCUGUUUCAACCAUGAAGGAGGAACAGAAAACUAACAAUGACAACAAAGAAAAUGAAAAAUUUCCCCAAAGUCCCACUGAACAAAGAUGUAUUAUUCAGUGAUUUUAGACUGAACUAUCAUAUAUAUUGGACAAAUAUAAAUAAAAGCGGUAUAUGCAAUAUACAUCCCCAUCUUAACCCAUGUAAUUAUUUCAAACUUUUGACACACACAUAUUUAACAGAAGAAACACAGAAAAAGCAC
Molecule: messenger RNA, 2695 nt
Organism: Haliaeetus leucocephalus (bald eagle)
Lineage: Eukaryota; Metazoa; Chordata; Aves; Accipitriformes; Accipitridae
Gene: DHX32
Product: DEAH (Asp-Glu-Ala-His) box polypeptide 32
Exons: 14
Coding region: 1-2556 (851 amino acids)
Cellular component (GO): spliceosomal complex; intracellular anatomical structure
Molecular function (GO): RNA binding
Source: RefSeq, a predicted model, not a curated record